Paraphaeosphaeria sporulosa is the source of this 1954-nucleotide messenger RNA. RefSeq names its product alpha/beta-hydrolase. The transcript has 3 exons. The record is from RefSeq and is a predicted model, not a curated record. Lineage: Eukaryota; Fungi; Ascomycota; Dothideomycetes; Pleosporales; Didymosphaeriaceae. The coding region runs from base 181 to 1866 and encodes 561 amino acids.
CAGACAAUAGUCCACAGCGGUCGAACAUCGGCAGAUCUUCUUCAUUUCAGGUCAAGACUGCGAUUACUUCCAUGCCCCUUCCUUCCAGCGACCAGGUUCAAAUACCCACUUGAUGCCCGAUUGACGAUCUCCUCGUGUCUUCAGAUUUCCUCAGUAUCUCAACAUCCUGAAACUUACACCAUGAAGGUUUCGGGCAUAGUCGCAGCCGCUUGCGCUACCGCAGCGGCGGGAAAUCCGUUGCCGCGACCAAGUGAAGGUUUGCCGGACUCAUCUGCGCCAGUUGUCACACUUGCACAAGGCGCUGUGAGAGGCUUUACCGAUGCUGGCAACACAGUCUUUCUCGGCAUCCCUUUUGCUGAUACAACGGGAGGAUCAAACCGAUGGCAGCCACCGCGGGACGUGCCUAAAGCAAAGCCGGGGGCCGUCUUUAACGCGUCAAAAUAUGGUCCGACAUGCCCCCAAGCCAUAUCGGGAACGUCGUACUCACAACAGGGUGAGGACUGCCUGAAUCUUAACAUUUGGGUACCCUCUUCAGCCUCGAGCAAGCGUCGUGCCGCUUCCCCUCCCCCUCCCCCAGCCCGGGGUAGUUGCCAUGGUCCUAAGCCUCCAGCUGGUUGCGAUACAACCCCUAGGAAUGAGGAUGGCCUGCCCGUCUUCGUCUGGAUGUAUGGAGGUGCCAUGGUGACUGGCUCAAGCAGCAACCCUGCCUACCAGGGUGCCAACUUUGCGCGCAAAGGUGUCAUCUAUGUCAGCUUCAACACCCGUGAAAGCAUCUGGGCGUACCCCAACUCAGCUGAGCUCGCGGGCAAGCCGGGUUCCCAGAAUUUUGGUAUUUUGGACGUAGAUAAGGCCUUGCAAUGGGUUCGUGACAACAUUGCUGCUUUCGGUGGCAACCCUGACCACAUUGUCUUUGGUGGCCACUCUUCCGGCUCAGUUCAGGUUGACCACUACCUUUGGAAUCACCCUGACACCUUCUUGGUCGGUGCCGUCCAGAUGGCCGCCAACGCAAAGUCUGGGCCUGCCGUCGCUCCUGUCAACCAGGCACUCGACAUUGUUGCUGCGGAAGUCGGCUGCGCGAGUGGGAAGGGUCAGCUCGACUGCCUUCGCAAGGUUGACGUGUAUGCCUUCCAGACCGCGAACUUCAACGCAACGUACAACACUUGGUUCACUCCCGUCGUGGACGAGAAGACCCGCUACCAGGACUACGAGGCUCGUUUCAAGGCCGGCAAGUACGCCUCCCAUGUGCCUUUGAUCACCGGUAACUCCAACUACGAGGGCGCUCUCUUUGGCCUGGUGUAUGGAGGCGAGAACACCAACUUCACCAAGUGGAUUAACACCUUUGAUGCCGAUGUUGCUGAGAUACCGAAGCAGCUGCUUUUAAACUCUUAUAACCAGGCUGAUUACGCUACCGUUUCUGAGAUGAGCGGUGCCCAGUACGGCGAUGCUCGUUUCUUCUGCCCUGUAGACUACCUGCUCGAUGUGCGUAGCACUGAACAGGACACUUGGAUCUACCGCUUCUUCGCAAACUACUCGCAGGGUCUCCCAGUCCAGUCGCCAACGCACGGUGCUGAGAUCGCCUACUUCUUCGGUGGAAACGAGGUAUUCGCUGGACAGACCGUCACAGCGGAGCAGCAGGCGUUGGCUGACUACCAGAACGACUGGUUUGUCUCGUGGAUCAAGAAUCCCUCUGCCGGUCCUGGAUGGAACAAAGCCAGCCCCAAGGCGGGCGCUCUUGCGAAGUUGGGCGUCGACAACGCCGCGACCAUUGAGCUGGCUUCCACAUCUGACUACAAUGCCAGGUGCCAGUCGGUCUACAACCCAUACCUCCCUAAAUACCCAGUCAUUCAGAGCGUUUAUGUUUCCUAAGCGUACAUCCACGAACCUCACGAAUCUAUCUUAGUUGCGCAGAGCCACGAUCAUAGAAUACUUAUUAAUAGACUAUACUUUGAGAUAC